ACUGUUCAGCAAAGGAGCUGUGGCAACUUGAGCAGACUAUACACGGUGGACUCACUGAAAGCAAAUGUUUGGAUUAAUUUGCAGCCUAUCCUCCCAAGCCGGCAGGAGCUAGUGCAUUAGAGAGGAAUAUACAUCUAUCCCUUAAAACAAAUAACCACACACACAAAAGAAACAACUGGCGAACUGCUGAAGGAGGGCAUAAGACAGACGCCUGAGCCAUUAUGACCAUCUGUGUUUCCCGGAUUCUACAAGAAUACAGUUGCUGCUCCUUGUAGGUCAUAUGUGCUAGAUGUGUGAAUGAGACACAUGUACAUCCAGUGUGUAUAGAAAAGCGGUGGGUGCUGCUAACAGGAAGAUUGAUCGAAUGAUUACUGCAGCAAUGGUUUAGGAUGCUUCCAUGGAUUCUUGUCUUGGAUUCUAAUAGGUGAAGAAAAAUGACUUUCACUGUUAUCAAAGCGUCAUUCUGAUCCUGUGCAGUUGGAGAUCUGACAGUGCAUCUUACAGUUGCUGGGUGCACUCUGUUUCUGGUCAAAACCAAAGGCAGUGGGGCUUUCCUAAUUUGUUUGGGUCUUUUUGUGUUCUGGCUCACACUUGACUAAGCACUUCUAUGCUGAAUCGAGCUAUUGUUUGGGAUCCCAGAGCUUUUCACGCUGCAAUCCCCUACCCCCUCACCCUCCUUGCCCGAGAAGCCACAUAAUGUGCCUUUCCUACACAUGAAUCUGGAAGCUAUAAGCUGGACUGAUUGCAAAUGAAGUGUAAUGCAUUGUGGGACGUGUGUAAAAAUUGGAUCAUUCGAGGGGGGAUAAAAAGGAACAGACCUGCAGUUUGCUUCACAGAAGAGGUAGUGACAAAAUGUUUGCAGAUUCUACCCAAGCUGUGCCUGUAGUAGACUAAUGAAACGAAGCCUCGCAAGCACCCCGUGAGGCCUGACUCAUGCCACUGCUGCUGGAGGAUUAGACUGCAGGUAGCCUCAAAAUGAAGAAGACACGGAGUACAACCUUACGGCGAGCCUGGCCUAGUUCGGAUUUCUCCGACCGGGCCUCAGACCGCAUGAGGUCCCGCAGUGAAAAGGACUACCGACUGCACAAACACUUCCCACCAGCUUUUAUUGCCCAGGCAUCACGGGGCUACAUGACAUCAGGUGAUGUUUCACCAAUCAAUAUGUCUCCCAUCAGUCAGUCACAGUUUAUUCCACUUGGGGAAAUCCUUUGCUUGGCCAUCUCAGCAAUGAACUCUGCACGAAAACAAGUCACACAAGAAGCACUAAUGGAACACCUAACAACCUGCUUCCCAGGCGUUCCAACUCCCAGCCCUGAAAUUCUUCGGCAUACCUUGAACAUGCUUGUACGAGAGAGGAAAAUAUAUCCAACUCCAGAUGGUUAUUUCAUCGUGACCCCACAGACUUAUUUUAUAACCCCAUCCCUCAUAAGAACUAACAGUAAAUGGUACCAUUUGGAUGAGAGGAUACCUGACAGGUCUCAGUGUACCUCUCCACAACAAGGAACUAUAACUCCCUCCACCUCAGGCUGCGUCAGGGACCGAACUUUACCCAAAAACCACUGCGACUCUUGCCAUUGUUGCAGAGAAGACAUGCACAGCAUGCAUGCGUCCACCCUACAGAGGAAGUCAGCAAAAGACUGUAAGGACUCAUAUUGCCCUCCUUCUCUGUGUCAGGUACCACCCACUGAAAAAAGUAAAAGUACUGUAAAUUUUUCUUAUAAAGCAGAGACACUCUCAAAGCCUAAAGAUGUAGAAAAGCAGUCUAAAAAAUUUGGACUAAAAUUGUUUCGGCUAAGCUUUAAAAAGGACAAGGCAAAACAGCUGGCCAAUUUCUCUGCCCAGUUUCCUCCUGAGGAAUGGCCCUUGAAGGAUGAAGACACUCCUACCUCUAUACCUAGGGAGGUAGAAAUGGAGAUUAUUAGGCGCAUUAACCCAGACUUGACUGUGGAGAAUGUAAUGAGGCAUACUUCACUAAUGAAGAAACUUGAAGAAGAAAAAGCUCAAAGAAGCAAAGCUGGAUCUUCAGCUCACCAUAGUGGGCGAAGCAAAAAGAGUAGGAAUCACAGAAAGUCUCAUGGAAAAUCUCGGUCACACAGCAAGACCCGGGUGUCCAAGGGAGACCCUUCAGAUGGUUCUCAUUUGGAUAUACCAGGUGAAAGAGAGUAUGAGUUCUACGAUCCCCUUACUAGGUCUCCACGGGAAGGCUGUUUCAUAAUAGAACACAAAGGAGAUAAUUUUAUCAUGCACAGCAAUCCUAGCAUGAUUGAGUCUCACUUUCCCAUGACACCAGAAUGGGAUGUAUCUGGUGAACUGGCCAAAAGAAGAACUGAGAUGCCUUUUCCUGAACCUUCAAGGGGAAGCUCCCACUCCAAGGUCCAUCGAAGCCACAGCCAUACACAAGAUAGAAGGUCAAGGAACGAGAGGUCUAACAAAGCCAAGGAAAGGUCUAGAUCGAUGGACAACUCUAAAGGACCUCUGAGUUCUGCUACUUUAGGAACACCUGAAGACGUAGCUGAAGGAUGUAGCCCAGAUGACCAAACAACAAGCCAAGCAUAUAUUGAUGACAGUACCUUAAGGCCUUCACAGUCACUCAGCCAUCAAAGGGCUCUUAUUUCUUCUGCAAGCUAUAAAGAUGUGUGUGUACCCGAAAAAGUUAGUGGCAAUGUAGAAACCCCCAAUUCCUGUGGCUUAUUGGAACAAAUCAAGCCUACAGAGAAUUUACCAUUUUAUAGUGAGCUCAACUCCUGCACAACAAAAUCAGCAAUUGAUGAUUAUUUGCAAUGCAACACUUCAAGUGAGACUGUACUUACUGCUCCAUCACCACUGGGGAAAAAUAAAGAGGACCAUGACACAGUGACUUUAACAGAAGGAAUAAAAAAACUUUCUCCCUCAGAAAGACAGUCCCACCACAUAGCCAGAGAACCUGGGGUACACAAAGAGGAGUCCCCUAAAGGGCCAAGUGGUGGUCCAGUUGUUGCUGGCCAGACCCCUGAGGUGAUCGCAAAUGGGCGACUAGUUCAGCAACAUAACUCUGAAUCAAGCUGCCUGGACAAAAGGAAAGAAAUAUUUAGCAAAGAUACACUUUUUAAACCUCUGCACAAUUCACUCUCAGUGAAUAGCUAUCACAAGUCCAGUUCACCCCUACUAAAACCUCAUCAAAAGACACCCUCUGACACACUGCCAGUCAGAUGUGAGAAACUUGAACAAGCUAUAGUAACCUCAGUUACACAAGUUUUACCUGUUUCACAGAGACAGCAAGAGCCAGUUGGGAACCAGGAAGCCACCUUUGAUUAUUACAAUGUUUCUGAUGAUGAUGACUCAGAGGAAGGAACAAACAAAAAUGCCGAGGAAGAAAAAAACAGGGAUGAUGUGGGCACUAUGCAGUGGCUGCUUGAGCGGGAAAAAGAAAGGGAUCUGCAAAGAAAGUUUGAGAAGAAUCUCACUCUUCUCACCCCCAAGGAAACUGAAAACAGCAGCAACCAGAGAGCCACCCAUUCAGCUCGACUGGACAGCAUGGACAGCAGCAGCAUUACUGUAGACAGCGGGUUCAAUUCUCCACGUACUCGCGAGAGCCUGGCUUCCAACACUUCAAGUAUUGUUGAAAGUAACAGACGUCAGAACCCAGCCCUGAGUCCUGCACAUGGUGGCGCAGGUCCAAUGUUCAACUUUCGAGCAACUGCAGACCCUCCACCAAAUGAAGCUGAAAAGCUGCAGAAACCUGCUAACUGCCUACAAGCUUCUGUUACUAGUGUUUGAUAGUCAUUCUGCCUCAGCUCUUCUGUUUCAUCCUAUACAGCAAAGUUUACGACACUGGGACUGAUGUUUACAUCUUUGGAAAAAACGAGCAUCUCAUCCACAGUUUUGGUGUUUACUUAAACUGUGCUGCUAUGUAGGGACAACAAAAAAAACCUUUAUUUCAAGGUAUUGCUUUUCACAUUUGCAGCUCUGUAGCAACAGAAUAGCAGUAGGGAUAAUAUGUACACCUUUGCUUCACUUAAUUGUAACUAAGCACAUAUAUGAAAGUCUAGACACUGUAAGUGUAAUCUGCAUUUUCAAUGUCCAUGCAGUUGCCAACUCCAUGUAAAAAUGUGUGAUGCCCCCUGUGAGGGUUAAACUCAGCCACAGAGUUGAUCCUUUUAUUUCAGAAAUUGAGUCACCACUAAAAAUAAACAGCUAGGUCACCUUGAGGGAAAACAAAGCCAAACAUGACUAGUAAAGACCUCAGCUCUAUCUGUGAAUUAUUUAUAUAUCAGUCUUUUUCACUGUGAGUUUUCAUGACACGAUUUUGCAAGAAUCUAUAAAAGCAAGUCAAAAGAGCUCAUGUUUUUAGUAUGUGGGGUGGGUAAGGGGGAAUUGCUGUAUUUUAUUUUUUUUGUUUCAAAAGUAUAUGAGAUGCUUGUCUAAAACUUAACCUUCCAUAAUUGCAAACAGAGUUGUAGGCCUUUGAAUUCAGGUGAAAGGAGGGGAAGUCUAGCUAUGGUUGAGGCAAAGCAAAUAGUGACAGAAAAGGCAUAACAGGUUUUUUAGUAUAAAUCAAAUGUUUAAGGAAGGUGAUCUCAUUGGUGUGGCACGUCUGAUAUUCCAGCGUGCUGUGGAUGUAAGAAUCAGAAUAACAAAUUUGUUUGAACAAAAGAGAAGUUCUUUGUGAUACAAAUGACAAGCAUGGCCUGAAGAGUUGAUUUCUUUCUAAUGGAAGGACAUAAUUCUAUUUUAUAUAGCUUUUAAGUAGAGUGCCUAAAUUAGGCUGUUGAAAAUAGCGUGCAUUGUAUUGGUUAUCAAAAGAGAAAUUUAGAUAAUUAUAAACUUCAGGCCUUUUAGUCAAUGGGCGUUAUUUACAAUUCAGCUUUUUAUGGACAUGAAUAGCUUUUAAAAUUACUUAUGAGUUGAAAUUAAAUGAGUUCAUAUGGUUGAUCGAGAAAUCCUAAUUCUGCAGGUGUGGUGUAUCUUAUUUGUACUCCCUUAAAUUGUUAUUCCAAAGUAAUUUAUGCUAAAUUGAUUACUCCAGAGUAACUCUUACAGAUAUGCAAAUUCCACAAGUAAUUUGUAGGUAUAAAGGGCCAAGUUCUGUUCUGUUACACAUGCAAACACAUACUGCAGCAAACUGUCUCCAAAAGCUCCCACAUUUGCUAUUUUAUCAGAACUGGAAGAAAAAUGAACACAUUAAAAGGAUGUUUUCUUGGGACCCAAGUAUUACACCCAACAGUACAUAUUAAAAAUCAACAUUUUCUUAAGUUUCUGGUGACAUGUAUAACUUGUAUAAACCAUUUGAGCUUCACUCAUGUUCUGUAUUGUCAUCAGAAUUCUUUAGUAAAGAUAAAGGUGUAUAUUACGCAGUUGGAUAUAGCUUACAUACUUAUGAAAUGGCUUUAUAACUCUGGACACAAUUGGUUUCUGAUUCUGUCAGGUAUAUCCUACAGAACCUAUGUCUAUACUGCACACAUCUAACUGGUUUUCUUAUUUUUAAUGCAUAAAUUCCAUUUCAUCAGAGCAAUAAGACCUUUCAGUGCACAUAAGGGAAAUCAUUGUGCUUCUUGGUUGGUUAAAGUCACUUGGCUCUUAGCCUCCUGCCUUAUCAUGCCUUCCAAGCCAUGCUAUCAUGACCUAAUAAUAUUUUGCCUGUCCCAUCUUAUUGCUUAAAUAUGUAACUUCAGGAUUGCUUAUUACAUGCAGACUCGAGUCUUUUUUUGUGAGGUGUCAUUAUAUAUGAUACAGUGGCUGACUGUGAUUUUCGUUUCUGAGAUAUGCUCUGAUGUUAGUAGUAUGUAUCAAUUCAGUAAAUAAAAAUGUUUGGACAAUAUCUUAACUUAUAGCUGAUUAUCUGAAAAGUACAAAUUGCAGCAUUAAAAUGUGAACAGCAAAGACAAACUUUACCUUUUUGGGGAAAACAUUUUCUUCGUUAUAAACUUACUAAAAUGUAUACAGGUAGUUGACUGUACAAAAGACAUCUUUCCAGAGAAAUUUCAUAGUAUCUACUUAAAAACUGUAUGGUAUGUGAUUUCUGGAAGUUCCCAUAGACCAGCAGACAACAUAUAAUGUCAUAUUAAUGUUAACAUGGCAUACUACCUGUAUUAAUGUGAUUCUCAGAAUAUGGAAUGUAAACAGAAGUUUCAGGUAGAAACAUUCUGAUCUAGAAUUCUUUUUUUAAAAAAAAUCAACAGGGGAAUAUAAAGAAAUUCCGUUGUGAGGUUCUGGUAACAAAACCACAGGAGUGGAGCUCGAGUGCUUUGUAUCACCUUACUCCUUCAAUGAAAUCAUAGCCUUGUAUUACAUGGUUGCUUAUCUGUCAUUCUUCUUACAAUUUAAAGGUUUACAGAAUUAGAUUAGGUUGAAUCUCUGUGUUGUGUCAACUUUAAAGGGUCAACACGUCUGUCGGCAUUUUGCACACUUUAAUAUGUAUUAUUAUAAUACAACAUUUACUUUUUUGGUAAUUUUUUUUACAUAUAUAACUACCUCCAUGAAUUUGAUGAAAUGCAGCAACAUUAAAAAAAGAGUUUUGUAAAAAGCAAGGUUAAAAAAUUUCUGAAUCAUUAGGUCAUGGUGUUCUCCUGUGUGUCAGAGCUUGCAUGCAAAGUCAUUAUGUUUUCAUUGCCAUGAUUUCUUUUUACUGUAUUAAAUUUGGCUUUCAAUUUAAUAAGUUGAGAUUUUGAUGAGGCCACAUAAUUUUGUGAAUGGUGAACGGAAGCCUAAUACCUUCCAUUGUCUUGCUAUUAUUGCUAAAGUUUGUACCUGGUAGAAAGUCAAAAUGAUAAUUAAACAACGAGGAGUCCUUGUGGCACCUUAAGAGAUUUAGUCGCAUUUGCUGAUACAGACUAACAGGGCUACCCCUCUGAAAAUGAUAGUUGUAAUUUAGCAGAUUAUUAACACCUACAGUAUAUGAAAUAUGAUUGGCUGUUUGGAGUUUAACAGCAGACACACCAGGAAUUUUUUUGCCAACCUUCAAACUCUUUGGGUCCUAUUCUGCCUUCACUUAUGCCAACAUAUCACAUCAGAACUUCUCUUGAAUGGCAGGAGCUAUGUGCUAUCCGGCUCUCAUUUAAAUGAUGCGCACUUCAUUUUCUAAAUCCCGUGCAUCUCAGAUGCUUGCUUCCAUUGAAAUUAAUGAUAAAACUUCAAUUGACUUUUUUGAGAUUAGUAUCAGGUGUAUACAGAAGUGCCCAUCCUGCAAAGAGCCUGGGCAGACUUCCAAUAAAAAGGGGGUUAGCUGUACAGUAAUAGCUAAUUACAAGUUGCCUUUUUUUAAAACUAGAAAAUUUUCAAAAACCAAGGAAAAUAAUUGGAAGUUUAUGUUCAAAAUCUGAAUUUAUUCAAGCAUACAGAAUCCCAAUACCAUUACUCAGCUGUAAAUGAAUAUACAAUUGCUAGAUAGCCAAUUUUGCUGUGUAAAUAAAGAAAUAAAUUUUAAAAAGAGAGAGAGAGAGACUAGUACCCAUUUGACUCCGCAGAGCAAUGUAAACACCCACAUGGUAGAAAGUAAUUCUCAUCCCCAUUCAAACAGUAAAAUCUAUUUGAAAACAAAGCUUGUGAUGAAAACGUCGACCUUAUUGCUGGUGGUGGUAGUUUAUUUUUUGAAAAAGUAGGCUAUAAACAGUAUUUGGAGCCCAUCAUAUACUAUGAUGAUAUUUUGCACUUAUAUUUCAUGCCUUUUACCUGAGGAUCUCAAAGCGCUUCGCAAACUAUUAAUUAAGCCUCACAAACUUGUGAGGUAGGCAAAUUUCAUUACCCCUAUUUUACUCACUGACAUAUUGAAACAUAGAAAGUGACAUGUCCAAGAUCACACAGUCAACAAUGUGAUUAUCAGUUUCUUUAUUUCAUUUGAGUCAUGACAAUAGGUUUAAUGUUUUAAUAUUUAACCAAAGUGCUUAAUGUUUACACUAUAACAAUAUUCUUCUGAGGUGUUACAGUUAUUAAAGUACGAGAGAAACUACUUUAUAGUCCUGCACUGGACUUUGAUUUUGGAAGUGCCAAAAAUGUUCACAUUUCAGCAAUAGGGCUGCUGCCAGUAGUGGUUUCAGAAAAAAGCCAAUUUUAACUAAAAACUUGUUUUUCAAAUUCAUUUUACAGGGCUUUCCCCAAGGUGAUGCUUCAAAUUGCUAUACUGAGUAAGUGGAGAGUUUUCUUUUAAUCUAGUGUCACACCAUAGUUUACAAUCCUCUCUCUGCUCCUCUGAAGAAGACAAUUUAGUUUAAAGAGAAAUGCUGCAAUUUUUUACUUAAUUCCUUUAAACAUAUAUACUUAAAUGUUUCCCAUACAUAAUUUAAUUAGUCUGUAGUUUAUUCGUGCAUCAGAAUUUCCUGUUUAUAUACAACAUGCCCAGCUGGAAUUAUUGAAGUGCCACUGGUGUGAAAGGAGGAUGAGAUUAUCACCUUUUUUUAUUUUUUAUUUAUUUAUUUAUUUAUUUGGUAGCAGCAUUUCAAAUUUUACAUCAGUUACACAGGUGUAUAUCUGGAAUAACUUUACUGAUUUACACUGAGAUCAGACUCAGUCCUUAACUCCAUUGAAGCUUUGUUCUAAGCUGAGGGUUUUUGUUUCCCUUCCCUGGGUUAAAUAUGUAGAAGAGGCAGAAGGCCACUCACACUUGGAUUUGAAAAUAUGACUUUGUUUGAGUAAACAGGUGUUUCUCUCAUGCCUAUAUAUGAAAUCUGUAGUAAAAUGCACAGUCAGCAAGCCUCCUGCUCCCCCGCCUGGAUGCUAAUGCACAGCCAUCUGUUUUGCACAGUGGAAGGUCAAAUCUCUGUUCAGUAUAAUGCACUCAUCAAGCUGUACAGUGGAUAAGAGCCACCCAAAGGAUGCCCAUGUGAAAGUAUGAAAGGUCUGAACAGGGCUCUUAGAGUAAUUGGCACAGAUGUUACUUUUAUACAAAGAGGAGACUUAUGUUUAAAGGGAUCAUAAUUCUGCAGGUAACUUUCUGUGAGUGACUGAAUGUGACUGUCGCAUUAGGUUUAAAUGAGUUAAUAAAUGCAAGUGGGACUUACUGUAUGUUAGAAGGGAGUUUUGCAGCCAAGACUGCCUUGUAUAAAUGUGUUUGCACUGAAAAUAAAUUUUAAAAAUUACUUGGUCUCUGGUUGCUGUAAAGGUCAUCCAAGAUGGAUGUUCUGUUUAUAUUGUAUAGUAUUUCAUAUGAAAUAAUUACAGUUCAUAAAAUGUCUUCCCUAAUGUUACUGAUUUAUAACAGCACAUUUGUAACAUGGUUUUUAUUGUGUCAGUGUACCAUAUUGUAAAUGAUGAUUACUUGUCAUGCUUAGUAUAAUAAUUUAAAGGAGAAAAGGACAGGGAUUUUUGUAAGUCUAUAUAUUUGAAAGUCCCUUCAUAUGGUAAUAUUGUGUACAUGUUGUUUACGUAGUGUUGUGUGAAAUAUCCAUUUUGGAUUGUGUUACUUUUUAAGAUAUUAAAUAACAUUUGGUUA
This is a messenger RNA of Chelonoidis abingdonii (Abingdon island giant tortoise), 9403 nucleotides long. RefSeq names its product storkhead box 2 (gene STOX2). The record is from RefSeq and is a predicted model, not a curated record. Gene Ontology annotation, biological process: regulation of transcription by RNA polymerase II. Gene Ontology annotation, molecular function: RNA polymerase II transcription regulatory region sequence-specific DNA binding. Gene Ontology annotation, cellular component: cytoplasm; nucleus. Lineage: Eukaryota; Metazoa; Chordata; Testudines; Testudinidae.